AUGAAAGCGGUUGACUUUGAAGAUAAUGAAGGGGAUAGAGAUCACUUGUUUUGUGAAUGGGCAGAAGGUUUUGAUACAGUAGAUGAUCUGCGACAGGAUAUCGAAGAAAUCUGGGAGAAAUUUAUAUCGAGGAAGAUAACCUUUUUAAUAUGGGUUUGCAAGAUUGCCCAAAAAUCGAAGCUACUUCUCAAGAUAGAUCGCAAAGUGAUGAGUUAUCUUCAGACAAUAUAUCCAAAACAAUGGAAUCCGAUUGUGAAGUUGGAGGGCUAUUCGAGUCUGAAGAGGAAGAAGAACAACUUAUAA
This is a messenger RNA of Ilex paraguariensis (yerba mate), 303 nucleotides long. NCBI's taxonomy places the organism in Eukaryota, Viridiplantae, Streptophyta, Magnoliopsida, Aquifoliales, Aquifoliaceae. The record is from the annotation of a GenBank genome assembly.